AUGACCAUGGACAACUCCUCGCGCUGGACAGCCCUAGUCCACAAGCACCCGGUCCCAGCGAUCGAACUCGUCGGGAUGCUAGGCGUCCAAAUCCUCACCUUCUGGGUCCCCGCCGGUAUAUUCACCAUACUCGACCUGCUAGCCUGGCCCUCCAUCCAACGCUACAAGAUCCAGCCGGCGCGCAAGCAGCCGUCUCGCGAGCUCAUCAUCCGCGACGCCCUGCUGGGCUCUCUCCAAAGUCAACUGCUGAGCACCACGCUCCAGGCCCUGCAGCUAACGGUAGUUCACGCUGUCCUCGCGCGCCCAGAUCUCGGCUACCGCAUGCCGGCGACCCUCCCCAGCCUCCCGGAGUUCCUGACGGAGCUGACCCUGUGCGUCCUGGCGCGCGAGACAAUGUACUAUUACAGCCACCGGGUGCUGCACCACCCGCUCUUCUACGCGCGGUUCCACCGUCAGCAUCAUCGCUUCCACACCCCCGUCGCGCUGGCGACGCUGUAUGUCCACCCCGUCGAGCACAUCCUCACUAACGUUCUGCCCAUCGCGGGGCCCGCGCGCCUGUUCGAUGUGCAUGUCGUGACCUUGUGGGCCUUUGUUGGGGUCGUUGGCAUCCAGGCCGCCCUGGCGCACUGUGGGUACCGUCUGUUCGAGAUGCCCGGCGGGUGGAAACCCGAGGUUCAUGACCUACACCACGAACUGAUGACUGUCAAUUACGGAUUGAUUGGACUCCUGGACAGGGUGCAUGGGACACGGGCGACGACCAAGCUGAGGAAGAGGGAGUGA
Messenger RNA from Aspergillus japonicus CBS 114.51, 780 nucleotides. RefSeq names its product sterol desaturase family protein. The coding region runs from base 1 to 780 and encodes 259 amino acids. Gene Ontology annotation, biological process: ergosterol biosynthetic process. Gene Ontology annotation, molecular function: iron ion binding; C-4 methylsterol oxidase activity. Lineage: Eukaryota; Fungi; Ascomycota; Eurotiomycetes; Eurotiales; Aspergillaceae. The record is from RefSeq and is a predicted model, not a curated record. The transcript has a single exon.